AUGGGGAUUUGGGGGUCAAAGGAACGCCUGUGCAGCAUCUGCCGGGACAGGAGCUCGGGCAAGCACUACGGCGUGUCCAGCUGCGAGGGCUGCAAGGGCUUCUUCAAGCGCACGAUCCGCAAGGACCUGACGUACACGUGCCGCGACAACCGCGAGUGCGUGGUGGACAAGCGGCAGCGCAACCGCUGCCAGUACUGCCGCUACCAGAAGUGCCUGGCCACGGGCAUGAAACGGGAGGCGGUGCAGGAGGAGCGCCAGCGGGGCCGGGACAAGGACGCUGACGGGGACCUGGGGGCGGCGCCCAACGAGGAGAUGCCGGUGGAGAAGCUUCUGGAAGCCGAGCUGGCCGUGGAGCCCAAGAGCGACGACGGCGCCGGCCCCGGCGGAGCCUCC
Messenger RNA from Pyrgilauda ruficollis (rufous-necked snowfinch), 393 nucleotides. Its product is annotated as retinoic acid receptor RXR-beta-like. The annotation marks the transcript as partial. The transcript is spliced from 3 exons. NCBI's taxonomy places the organism in Eukaryota, Metazoa, Chordata, Aves, Passeriformes, Passeridae. Gene Ontology annotation, biological process: positive regulation of transcription by RNA polymerase II; response to retinoic acid; anatomical structure development. The record is from RefSeq and is a predicted model, not a curated record. Gene Ontology annotation, molecular function: zinc ion binding; retinoic acid-responsive element binding; nuclear receptor activity. Gene Ontology annotation, cellular component: RNA polymerase II transcription regulator complex.